Oncorhynchus masou masou (cherry salmon) is the source of this 1143-nucleotide messenger RNA. RefSeq lists its product as uncharacterized. Lineage: Eukaryota; Metazoa; Chordata; Actinopteri; Salmoniformes; Salmonidae. The record is from RefSeq and is a predicted model, not a curated record. The transcript is spliced from 2 exons. Bases 1 to 1143 code for a protein of 380 amino acids.
AUGGCGUCAGGGCUGGGGCCUGUCUGUCAGGGAGCUGACAGCACUGAUUUCCGUGAAGCGGGAGCAACAUCCAGCGUGACCUGGAGAGGUGAAAGCAACAUGUGGCCCAGGCUACGGCGUGGGCCUCCCGCUUUCAUCCUGCCUCUCAGCUGCAGCAGGGCCCUGGGAACCUGGGGACUCCCCUACCAGGACUCCCCUACCAGACCUCCCCUACCAGGACUCCCCUACCAGGACUCCCCUACCAGACCUCCCCUACCAGGACUCCCCUACCAGGACUCCCCUACCAGGACUCCCCUACCAGACCUCCCCUACCAGGACUCCCCUACCAGACCUCCCCUACCAGGACUCCCCUACCAGACCUCCCCUACCAGACCUCCCCUACCAGGACUCCCCUACCAGGACUCCCCUACCAGGACUCCCCUACCAGGACUCCCCUACCAGACCUCCCCUACCAGGACUCCCCUACCAGGACUCCCCUACCAGGACUCCCCUACCAAGAAUCCCCUACCAAGACUCCCCUACCAGGACUCCCCUACCAGGACUCCCCUACCAGACCUCCCCUACCAGGACUCCCCUACCAGGACUCCCCUACCAGACCUCCCCUACCAGGACUCCCCUACCAGACCUCCCCUACCAGGACUCCCCUACCAGGACUCCCCUACCAGACCUCCCCUACCAGGACUCCCCUACCAGACCUCCCCUACCAGGACUCCCCUACCAAGAAUCCCCUACCAGGACUCCCCUACCAGGACUCCCCUACCAGGACUCCCCUACCAGACCUCCCCUACCAGGGCUCCCCUACCAGGGCUCCCCUACCAGGGCUCCCCUACCAGGACUCCCCUACCAGGGCUCCCCUACCAGGACUCCCCUAGCAGACCUCCCCUACCAAGACUCCCCUACCAGGACUCCCCUACCAGACCUCCCCUACCAGACCUCCCCUACCAGGACUCCCCUACCAUUGCUCCACUACCACGACUCCCCUACCAGACCUCCCCUACCAGGACUCCCCUACCAGGGCUCCCCUACCAGGACUCCCCUACCAGGGCUCCUCUACCAGACCUCCCCUACCAGGACUCCCCUACCAGACCUCCCCUACCAGGGCUCCCCUACCAGGACACCCCUACCAGUUUCAGCAUGGAGUGA